AUGUCGUCCCCAACUAUGAAAGCUGUAAACUACCAAGGACCUUACAAGGUCAAGGUCUCGGAAGUAUCGUUGCCUAGAAUCCAACAUCCCGACGAUGUCAUUGUCAAAGUUACCACCGCUGCCAUCUGCGGCUCAGACCUACACAUGUACGAGGGAAGGACUGCUGCCGAGGCAGGCAUCACGUUUGGUCACGAAAACAUGGGAAUCGUUGAGGAGCUUGGAGCCGGUGUCACUCUCCUCAAGAAAGGAGACCGGGUCGUCAUGCCCUUCAACGUCGCCGACGGCCGCUGCCACAACUGCGAAGAAGGACGGACGGCAUUUUGCACUGGUGUGAACCCUGGGUUCGCCGGUGGUGCUUACGGAUACGUUGCCAUGGGACCAUACCCUGGGGGUCAGGCGCAAUAUAUCCGAGUGCCUUACGCCGACUUCAACGCCCUCAAGCUUCCAGCUGGCAAGGAAUUUGAGUCAGAUUUCAUUUUGCUUGCGGAUAUCUUCCCCACUGGCUGGCAUGGCAUCGAGCUGUCGGGCUUCAGGCCCGGUGAGAGCGUCGCGGUUUUCGGCGCCGGUCCUGUCGGUCUGAUGGCUGCUUACUCUGCAGUUCUCCGUGGUGCAUCAAGAGUCUUCGUGGUCGAUCGCGUUCCCGAGCGCCUUCAGGCCGCCGAAAAGAUCGGAUGCACACCAGUAGACUUCACCAAAGGUGAUGCUGUUGAGCAGAUCAAGAAAAUCAACGGCGGAGAAGUCGACCGCUCAGUGGAUGCGGUCGGGUACCAGGCUGUGAGCGCCGGUGGAAACACGGAGCAGCCCAAUAUCGUUUUGGAAAACAUGAUCAAGGUCACGCGAGCAUGUGGCGGACUUGGUGUCCCGGGACUUUACGUUCCCAGCGACCCUGGUGCGUCAGAUGAUGCCUCGGCAAAGGGAAUGAUCAGCCUGAGCUUCGGUAAGCUCUUUGAGAAGGGACUCUCCCUUGGGACUGGACAGUGCAAUGUCAAGGCCUACAACCGAUACCUGCGUGAUUUGAUCAUUGCAGGCAGGGCCAAACCCAGCUUCGUCGUCUCGCACGAGAUCAACAUCGACGACGCCGAAGUCGCGUAUGAGAAAUUUGAUAAGAGAAUUGACGGCUACACGAAGGUCCUCAUCCACCCCAACGGUGGCUUUUGA
Colletotrichum orchidophilum is the source of this 1158-nucleotide messenger RNA. Its product is annotated as alcohol dehydrogenase GroES-like domain-containing protein. Lineage: Eukaryota; Fungi; Ascomycota; Sordariomycetes; Glomerellales; Glomerellaceae. The record is from RefSeq and is a predicted model, not a curated record. The coding region runs from base 1 to 1158 and encodes 385 amino acids. Gene Ontology annotation, molecular function: oxidoreductase activity; zinc ion binding. The transcript has 7 exons.